Molecule: messenger RNA, 1021 nt
Organism: Hibiscus syriacus
Lineage: Eukaryota; Viridiplantae; Streptophyta; Magnoliopsida; Malvales; Malvaceae
Product: probable aquaporin PIP2-8
Exons: 4
Coding region: 67-903 (278 amino acids)
Biological process (GO): transmembrane transport
Cellular component (GO): plasma membrane
Molecular function (GO): water channel activity
Source: RefSeq, a predicted model, not a curated record
GAUUAAGCGCAGCCAAGCCAAGGCAAAAUCAAAAAAAAGAAAGAAAGCUUGACUAGGUUCUAAACAAUGUCUAAGGAAGUGAGUGAAGAAGGACAGGGUCGGAAGGACUAUGUGGACCCUCCACCAGCACCUCUGAUUGACAUGGCCGAACUCAAGCUAUGGUCUUAUUACAGAGCCCUCAUAGCCGAGUUCAUAGCUACUCUCCUCUUCCUCUACGUCACCGUCGCCACCGUUAUUGGCCACAAAAAACAAACCGACGCUUGUGGCGGCGUUGGUCUCUUGGGUAUUGCAUGGGCUUUUGGUGGCAUGAUCUUCAUCCUUGUUUACUGCACCGCCGGUAUAUCAGGAGGACAUAUUAACCCUGCGGUAACUUUCGGGUUGUUUUUGGCCCGUAAAGUGUCGUUGAUUAGGGCUGUGGCUUACAUGGUGGCUCAGUGCUUGGGUGCCAUAUGUGGAGUUGGGCUGGUUAAGGCUUUCAUGAAACAUGAAUACAACUCCCUUGGUGGUGGCGCUAACACGGUGGCGACUGGCUACAACAAGGGAACUGCUUUAGGAGCUGAGAUUAUUGGGACUUUCGUCCUUGUCUACACUGUUUUCUCAGCCACCGACCCAAAGAGAAGCGCUCGCGACUCUCACGUCCCUGUUUUGGCUCCCCUCCCCAUAGGGUUCGCUGUGUUCAUGGUUCACUUGGCUACCAUCCCCAUCACUGGUACUGGUAUCAACCCUGCUAGGAGCUUCGGCGCUGCUGUCAUCUAUAACAACGAGAAAGCCUGGGAUGACCAUUGGAUUUUCUGGGUCGGUCCAUUUGUCGGAGCACUUGCAGCAGCUGUAUAUCACCAGUACAUCCUCCGAGCAGCAGCCAUCAAGGCUUUGGGAUCCUUCCGCAGCAACCCCACCAACUGAACAAAAUCCCCACUUCGCUCAUAUUUUCACCAUUUGUUCAUUUGUGUGUAUUGAGAAGAUGAUUAUUAUUAUGAUGAUAGGGAUGACCUUCCUUUUAUCAUCUCUCUUUAUUUGGUUG